Messenger RNA from Dothidotthia symphoricarpi CBS 119687, 1620 nucleotides. RefSeq lists its product as uncharacterized. NCBI's taxonomy places the organism in Eukaryota, Fungi, Ascomycota, Dothideomycetes, Pleosporales, Dothidotthiaceae. Bases 234 to 1460 code for a protein of 408 amino acids. The transcript has 3 exons. The record is from RefSeq and is a predicted model, not a curated record. Gene Ontology annotation, biological process: regulation of DNA-templated transcription. Gene Ontology annotation, cellular component: Rpd3L-Expanded complex; Rpd3L complex; nucleus.
GCGGUUUCCAUCGAAGUUGUGGGAGCGACGCGUUGGCGCUGAUAGCUGUGACCACCGGACAUCCUUUCACAGCUGUGUCGACCCUGCAUCGGUUUCCUACCCUACACUAGUUUGCUAGUCAAUCUUCGCGCCACCGGACAUAUACGUCGCUGAAUCGACAACACGCAUUGAAAUCCAGACCAAGAUUAUCAUCGUCUUCUCAACGAAGCGAGUAAGAAGUGACAGCAGUCAUCAUGGCCGUGGCAGAAGACGCAGCAGCGGUUUUGGAGCAGUUCAUCCAUGAUGUCGCAAACUUACCGGCAGAAAUCACCCAUUUGUACGAGGAGGUGCAGGCCAAGGACCAGCAGAUCCAAGACUUGCGCCUCGCGAUACAGCAGCGCGACAACAGCCUGCAAAAGUUCAUCAAGCUGAAUGGCAGUCUGGUGCAGAACCCCAAGGAGGAGCCGUAUUCCAAGGUGAUUAGUCAGAACUUUGAGCGCGCACAGUUGUUGCAGGAAGAGAAGAUUGGGCUGGUGGAGAAAGCUGCUGCGCUUUUGGAUCGACAUGUCAAGCGACUGGAUAUCAAGCUGCGAGACUUGCAGACCGAUGGGUCGAUUCCCACAGACCCCCAAAUGCCGUCGCUGCUGAGGGACUCGCCGGGGAACAUGGUGCCUGCAUCGUCGAUGUCGACAGGUGCGAGCACGCCGUUGAACCCAGUAUCUGGCAAUCACGGCGGCGGCGCUCCGAAUCUCGCCCAUGCCGCUGCCCUGGCACGAAUCACUAAUGCAACAAACAUCAACCUCAACUCCAGGUUGAACCCCAAUUUGCAGAACAUGCAGACCCAGGCGCUCCUCAACCAGCAACGACUUACGAAUGCGCAGAGCGCGAUACAAGCAAACGCCAGGUCGGAGCGAGAACUUUCAGACGGGAGUGACAGCAAGAGGCGUCGGCCAGCUGGCAGCCUCGGACCACUUCCUUCAGCAACAUCGAACCUGGGCAGACAAGGCUCAACAGGACCAGGGACGCCCAAGCCGUCUGCUCCUGGCUCACGAGCUGGUAGCGUGGGGCCCCGGCCGCAGAAGAAUGCGCUGACAGUGAAGAAGGCAAAGCCACAGCAACCAUUGCGCAAAGCUGCUCUUACAGCAAAAUCUGGCAUCAACAAGAAGCGGCGCAAGGGCGGGUCUCGAGCGUCGCCUUCAACGACAGCCGACGACGAGAGCGUGGCAAGCGAGGCAGGGACCGAGGACGAAGACAUGUCAGGCGUUGGGGGUGCAGAUGCAGACGAAGAGGAGUCGGACGACACAAAAUACUGCUUCUGCCAACGCGUCAGCUUCGGUGACAUGGUGGCGUGCGACAACGACAACUGCCAGUAUCAGUGGUUUCACUGGGAGUGCGUGGGGAUCAAGGAGGAGCCUGUGGGCGACUGGCUGUGUCCGGCGUGCAGCAAGCAGCCCGCGCACAAGAUCAAGCGGGUGCGAUAGCAUGGUACUCUAGGUAAUGAAUCUUGACGCGUAUGGGGGGUGUGCUUUUUCUGGCACGUUGGACUUUGUGGGUUGUGGCGGCGGGGAAAAGGAAAGGAAAUGUCACGAUGCCGUAUGCCCUCAUGUCAAGUGCAUGCUUUUCCUGUGGUUCGCAAAAUGA